This is a messenger RNA of Zingiber officinale, 2255 nucleotides long. RefSeq names its product CDK5RAP1-like protein. Lineage: Eukaryota; Viridiplantae; Streptophyta; Magnoliopsida; Zingiberales; Zingiberaceae. The coding region runs from base 59 to 1900 and encodes 613 amino acids. Gene Ontology annotation, biological process: negative regulation of cyclin-dependent protein serine/threonine kinase activity; tRNA modification. Gene Ontology annotation, cellular component: cytosol; mitochondrion. The transcript has 3 exons. Gene Ontology annotation, molecular function: tRNA-2-methylthio-N(6)-dimethylallyladenosine(37) synthase activity; 4 iron, 4 sulfur cluster binding. The record is from RefSeq and is a predicted model, not a curated record.
AGCGAUGCACUUGCAAUCCAGUACGUGACGGCUCCUCGUGUUGCCUCUCCUAUCCACCAUGAUGGCUUCGCCUCUCUCCGCUCUUUGGAAGAUCCAAGCCCACCACCACUCCGCCGCCGCCGUGCGCCGGUUCGGUUCCCUCACCACCAUCGGCCCACCGCGCUCUUGUACCCGCCAUGCCCUCUCAGGUUCUUCUCCUCCCUUCCUUUCUCGCUGCUUCUCCCGGUGCCGCAUGUUCGAAUCCGCUCUCGCAUCGAGCCCAAGCUCUUCCCUUAACUCUCGCCUCCGAUUCGCGCUCCAUGCUUCUACGAGCGCCGCCGCCGCCGCUGAAACCCAAGUAGAUGCAGUGUCAACUUCAGAGAUGAUCAGUAGGGGACGUAUUUACCAUGAGACAUAUGGAUGUCAAAUGAAUAUAAAUGACAUGGAGAUUGUUCUAUCUAUCAUGAAAAAUGCUGGUUAUGCAGAAACUGUGAAGGAACCUGAGAAUGCUGAGAUCAUAUUUAUCAACACCUGUGCUAUCCGGGACAAUGCUGAGCAAAAGGUUUGGCAGAGGCUUAACUACUUUUGGUUUCUAAAAAGGGAAUGGAAGAGCAAUGUUGCUGUGGGAAGGUCGCAAUCUUCACAUCCUCCCAAAAUAGUUGUUCUAGGAUGCAUGGCUGAGAGGUUGAAAGAGAAAAUACUUGAUGCAGAUAAAAUGGUAGAUGUAGUCUGUGGACCAGAUGCUUACAGAGAUCUACCUCGUCUGUUGGAGGAGGUUGACUAUGGACAAAAGGGAAUAAAUACCCUGCUUUCUCUAGAAGAAACUUAUGCUGAUAUCAGUCCUAUAAGGAUCUCAAGCAAUUCAGUUAGUGCAUUUGUCUCAAUAAUGAGGGGAUGCAACAAUAUGUGUUCCUUCUGCAUCGUUCCAUUCACUAGAGGUAGAGAGAGAUCCCGUCCUGUCUCUUCUAUUGUCAGAGAAGUAGGCGAGCUUUGCAAGGAGGGUGUGAAGGAAGUCAUGCUUCUUGGUCAAAAUGUAAAUAGUUACAAUGAUGUUUCAGAGCUCAAUGAUUUGGAACCAGGUUCAAAUUGGCAACUAAGUGAUGGGUUUUCCAGCAUGUGUAAAGUGAAAAAGAUGGGCCUGCGGUUUUCUGAUCUCUUGGAUCGAUUAUCUACUGAAUUUCCAGAGAUGCGAUUCAGAUUCACUUCCCCGCAUCCCAAAGAUUUUCCUGAUGAUUUGCUCUCUCUUAUGCGGGAUAGAUAUAACAUCUGCAAAAAUAUUCAUUUGCCUGCUCAAAGUGGGAGUACAACUGUACUUGAGAGAAUGCGUCGUGGCUAUACUAGGGAGGUAUAUUUGGAGCUUGUGCAAAAAAUAAGGAGCAUCAUUCCAGAUGUUGGACUAAGUAGCGACUUUAUUUGUGGUUUUUGUGGAGAAACAGAAGAAGAGCAUACCCACACCCUAAGCCUUAUGAGGGAGGUUGGAUAUGAUAUGGCAUACAUGUUUGCUUAUAGCAUGAGGGAAAAAACUCAUGCCCACAGGAACUAUGUGGAUGAUGUGCCUGAUAGUGUCAAGCAGAGGCGGCUCAGUGAACUUAUUGAUGCUUUCCGUGAAAGUACCGGACAGAGGUUUGCUGCUCAAGUAGGCACCGUCCAACUUGUUUUGGUUGAGGGACCCAACAAGAGAGCACCUGAGACGGAACUCAUAGGAAGGAGUGAUCGAGGUCAUAAGGUUUGCUUUCUUAACGUCUCUCUUCCGCACUCAUUCCAAACAGAUGGGGAGCGAAAACCAGAAGCAGGAGAUUUUGUUGAAAUUCGUAUAUUGAGGUCUACAAAAGCAUCCUUAUUUGGGGAAGCACUUGUGCGCACUAGUCUGACCAAAUUUCAUCAUCAGAACAUAGCUGCAAUAUCAGAGAAUUUCAGAUAAAUUCAGUUUUAACAUAGUCUAGUUUUGAUCUUCGAUAAAGCAUUUGCCCAUUUGCAACAGCAAGAGGAUUGGUAGCAAUUCAGAGCAACACAUGAGUGGAGUCUCCUAUUAUUUAAGAUUCCUUAGUUUGAUAUGAUCAUCAUGUUGUAGAUUUCCAUGAAACACUUGGAUAAUUUAAAACAGGAGGAGCCAUAUUAAUGGGAGAUUAUGUUACUCGAUCAGUAUCGUAGUUUCUGAUGUAUCAUUAUUAUACAAGUUCAUCAUUUCUAUUUUCCUGCAUUGAUGGCUUGUCUAGUUUCUAAACUCUCGAUUGAUCAAACAUGUACAAAUAUUAUAUAUUGGUGUUACCUGCAAA